CCUUUUCACGCGGCUCAAUCUUGAGGUUAGUGGUUAGUGUUUUACACGCCUUCAUCAAACAGUCGGACGAACGCUCAUAAUUCCAUACGACGCGCGAAGGAGAGAAAAAACUAAUUCCGGAACGGUGCAAAGUGUGAAAAUGGAAAAAUUCGAGGAAAAUUGUGACAUUCUGGAGUCGGAGCAGCUGGGAAGAUUUAUGGUGGCUAGACGAGAUAUCGCUCGGGGACAGCAGAUAUUACUGGAGCAACCCGUCGUAGUGGGACCAUACUGGGAUUCGGAUAUUUGCUGCCUGAAUUGUUACGGGAGAUCUUGCACUGUUUGUAGAAAAUGCCGUAAAGCGCCGCUCUGCCAAAACUGCCCGGGGCACGAUUUGAUCGAGUGCGAAUUCUAUCGAGACUCUCCAGUCGACAAAAACUUCCUUUUCAACCACUUCCACGUGAUCACUCCGGUGCGAUGUCUGCUCGUUGCGGCGCGGGAUCGUAAAACGUUCGAUGAGGUGAUGAAAAUGGAGGCCCACAUGGAUGCCCGUAGGGGAACGGAAAUAUGGGCCAUGCACGAAAAAUACGUUGUCCGGCCACUUCUGGAAGGUGGAGCGUUUGGGAAAUUUUCCCAUCUGGAUGUGGGAGAAGACGAUCUGCAACGUGUUUGCGGCAUAUUCGAUGUGAAUGCAUUUGAGAUUCGAGGGAGUUGGGACGGUGAAGGAGUUUCACUGAAAAAUAACGUGAUUCGGGGCCUCUACCCGAAGACUGCUCUCAUCACUCAUGGCUGCGUGACCAAUACAAUGAUUUCGGUAGACAACAAUUACAAUUUGCGUUUAUACGCAACGGUUCCAAUCGGGAAAGAUGAUAUGAUGUUGUACAAUUACACUCGAUGUUUGUUCGGGACACCGGACAGACGCGAGCACCUUCUCAAAGGAAAGUAUUUCAUCUGUUCCUGUCGACGGUGCCAAGACCCCACAGAAUUAGGAACGCACCUCAGCUCGAUCCGAUGCACCAAAAACAAACAGUGCGAUGGACUUUCUUCAUACCAUGAAAGCAAUGCCAAAUGGGAAUGCAACAAGUGUGGUGGCGUCUUGGAAUCGGACUAUGCUCAACAGGUGACGGCAGAUGCGAAAAACGAUAUUUUAAAUUGCACCCCAACCAUUGAAAACUUGGAGAAACUAAUAAGCAAGCACUCGGAUAAACUAAAUCCUUCUCAUUCAUUGGUCCUGGAAGCAAAACAAUUGCUGGCUGGAGAGCUACGAAGAGUUUGUCACAGUCCAGCGGAAUUGUGCCGAUCGCUACGCCAAACCCAAGCUUCGAAAUUGAAGAUUUGCGAAGAAAUACUCUUGAUUCUCCGGAUAUUGGAACCAGGAAUUUCACGACUGACCGGAAUUGCGCUGUACGAAUAUAAUACGGCACUUUGGGAGAUAUCCAAGAUGGAUUAUGGAGAGAGCAAAAUUGACGAAAGGGGUUUGUUGAAACAUUUGGAAUCAAUAGAAUCUGGAUUGAAGGAAUCAAUAAGCAUGUUACUUUUGGAGCAUCCAUCUACACCGGAAGGUCAACUCACCCGAAAAGCUAUGCAAGAUUUAAAAAUAAUUCGAACUGAGUUAGUAGAGAUUCGUAAAACUGUGGUUGUAAAUAGUUAAUCUAAAAAAAUCCGAGAUGGUGUUUUGUCCAUAAGUUUGAAAAAAAGAUA
Molecule: messenger RNA, 1677 nt
Organism: Uranotaenia lowii
Lineage: Eukaryota; Metazoa; Arthropoda; Insecta; Diptera; Culicidae
Product: SET domain-containing protein SmydA-8-like
Exons: 7
Coding region: 140-1627 (495 amino acids)
Source: RefSeq, a predicted model, not a curated record